CUCCCCAUCAUCCUAUGAAACUCCCAGAGUUUUGAUUUCCCACACACAACUGAAGAACAGAUAAUUUUAUUUAUUGAAAGGGUCUCAGUCCCCAUUUUCCUGUCACUGUUUUCAAUUCUUUGAACUCCCCUUUUCAAUCAAUCACCGAUCAUUUCGGCCUUUUCGUUUAGUUUAUUGUUCUGUCAAGUACAGGUGGGUGCAUGAGAUAACCAUAACUUUGUUUGGAUUACUGGGUGCUCUUUUGAUCUUGAUGUUCUUGAUGUUCUUGAUGUUCUUGGAUGCAAUCUGCCUUUUGGUCUCUACUUCAACAUUUUGAGUACUAGUUAGCUCAGCUGAACUGAAACAAUCGGUAGCUAUUUAAUUGAAGGGGUUAGUUAAAUGGCAACCAUCGUUGACAUAGGAGUCGGGGCAGCCAUUAACAUUCUUAGUGCCUUUGCGUUCUUUCUAGUAUUUGCUUUACUUAGAAUACAGCCAGUUAACGACAGGGUCUAUUUUCCCAAAUGGUAUAUCAAAGGCUUAAGAGGAAGUCCAUUGUCCAGUGGUGCAAUUGUAGGCCGAAUUAUCAAUUUGGAUUUUAGAUCAUACUUGAAGUUUCUGAACUGGAUGGUUGCAGCUUUGCAAAUGCCAGAACCCGAGUUAAUCGAUCACGCCGGGCUUGAUUCUGCUGUUUAUCUGAGGAUUUACUUGUUAGGGCUCAAAAUUUUUGUGCCCAUUGCAUGUCUGGCCUUCACAAUCAUGGUGCCUGUUAAUUGGACAAAUGGAACUUUGGAGCGUUCUUCUUUGAACUACAGCAAUAUAGACAAGCUUUCCAUUUCUAACAUUCCUAUUGGAUCACGUAGAUUCUGGACCCAUUUGGUAAUGGCUUAUGUUUUUACCUUUUGGACUUGCUAUGUGUUGAAAAAGGAGUAUGAGACUGUUGCCACAAUGAGGCUGCAUUUUCUUGCAUCUGAAAACCGGCGUCCUGAUCAGUUCACAGUGAUUGUUAGAAAUGUACCACCAGACCCGGAUGAAUCCGUUAGCGAGCUUGUUGAACAUUUUUUCCUGGUCAAUCAUCCUGAACAUUAUUUAACUCAUCAGAUUGUUUAUGAUGCAAACAAACUCUCUAAGUUGGUUGAGGAGAAGAAAAAAAUGCAGAAUUGGCUAGAUUUCUACCAACUUAAAUAUUCUCGAAACCAGUCUAAGAGGGCCACUAUGAAGACUGGUUUUCUAGGUCUUUGGGGAGACGAGGUCGACGCCAUAAAUUAUUAUUCGUCAAAAAUCGAAAUCCUAUCAAAAGAAAUAUCACUGGAGGCUGAUAAGACAGUGAACCAUCCUAAAUCAAUCAUGCCAGCAGCUUUCGUUUCUUUCAAAUCUCGGUGGGGUGCUGCUGUUUGUGCACAAACUCAACAGUCAAGAAAUCCAACCAUUUGGUUGACAGAAUGGGCUCCCGAGCCCCGUGAUGUGUACUGGGAUAACCUGGCGAUCCCUUUCGUGUCACUGGCAAUCAGGAGGCUUAUUGCUGGAGUUGCCUUCUUUUUCCUUACCUUCUUUUUCAUGAUACCCAUUGCAUUGGUUCAGUCCCUAGCAAACCUUGAGAGUAUUGAGAAAACGGCUCCCUUCCUCAAACCCAUUAUUGAAUUGGAUUUCAUUAAGUCAGUUAUCCAAGGUUUUCUUCCCGGAAUCGCUUUGAAGAUUUUCCUCAUCUUUCUUCCUUCAAUACUGAUGUUAAUGUCGAAAUUCGAAGGAUUUAUUAGUCGAUCGUCUUUGGAGAGAAGAUCCGCCAACAAAUAUUACAUUUUCCUGUUUGUUAAUGUGUUUCUUGGCAGUAUAAUCACUGGAACCGCAUUCCAGCAACUAAAUAACUUCCUACACCAGUCUGCAAACGACAUUCCGAAGACGAUUGGCGUCUCCAUCCCCAUGAAGGCAACUUUCUUUAUUACCUUCAUAAUGGUGGAUGGUUGGGCUGGAAUUGCUGCUGAGAUUCUGAGGCUUAGGCCUUUGAUCAUUUACCACCUUAGGAACUUCUUCUUGGUGAAGACUGAAAAGGAUAGAGAAGAAGCCAUGGAUCCAGGAACUCUGGAGUUCAACGUGGGCGAGCCUCGAAUUCAACUCUAUUUCUUACUUGGCCUUGUUUAUGCUGUCGUCACACCUCUUCUCCUUCCGUUCAUUGUAGUCUUCUUCGCAUUGGCAUAUGUUGUCUACCGUCAUCAGAUCAUAAAUGUGUACAACCAAGAGUAUGAAAGCGCAGCAGCAUUCUGGCCCGAUGUCCAUGGGCGGAUUAUUGUCGCCUUAGUUGUUUCACAGCUAUUAUUAAUGGGACUACUCAGUACAAAAGAAGCUGCUCAAUCAACUCCCUUGCUCAUCACAUUGCCAAUAUUGACUAUAUGGUUUCACUUGUUCUGUAAAGACCGUUACGAACCCGCUUUUGUUCGAUAUCCCUUACAGGAAGCAAUGAUGAAAGAUACAUUGGAGCGAACAAGGGAGCCAAACUUGAACUUGAAAGGAUUCCUUCAAAAUGCAUACGUUCAUCCAGUUUUCAAGCACGACGAAGACGACGUAGAAAUCGAAACGGAUUCUGAAGAUGGGCGACAUGGGCCAGUGCUGGUGCCAACAAAACGGCAUUCUCGUAGGAAUACGCCAUUGCCAAGCAAGCACAGCGGUCCCUUAUCGUCUUCACGUUCAGAAGUUGAUGGAGGAGUUUCAUAACAUUCAGAAGUGGUGAGCUUGCUAUUGUUUUUUAAUGGUGUGUGUAUAUUCACUUGAUGAGAAAGGGGGGAGGACACUGUAAAUGAUGAGUUAGGAUAGACGCUUAGAAAAGUUAUUAAAACUGACAAAUAGUGCAGAUUUUGUGUUCUGUUUUGUUCUUAUAUAGUGAAUUUGGAAUA
Molecule: messenger RNA, 2864 nt
Organism: Cucurbita pepo subsp. pepo (vegetable marrow)
Lineage: Eukaryota; Viridiplantae; Streptophyta; Magnoliopsida; Cucurbitales; Cucurbitaceae
Source: RefSeq, a predicted model, not a curated record